Molecule: messenger RNA, 778 nt
Organism: Agrilus planipennis (emerald ash borer)
Lineage: Eukaryota; Metazoa; Arthropoda; Insecta; Coleoptera; Buprestidae
Exons: 2
Coding region: 1-501 (166 amino acids)
Biological process (GO): synapse organization
Cellular component (GO): neuron projection membrane
Source: RefSeq, a predicted model, not a curated record
AUGAUUGCAAUAGCAUGGUGUGCCUACAGGAAUAAAAUAACCAUCGCAGGUACUACCUAUAGUUACAUUACAUUACGACAUUUUCUUGUUUCAGUAUCAAAGGCGAAAAUCCUGGGGAAUCCGGAAUUAUUUAUAAAAAGUGGCAGCGAUAUAAACUUGACUUGCAUCGUCCUGCAAACGCCGACUCCGCCGAGCUUUAUCUACUGGUUUAAGGGUAACCAGGUGAUCAACUAUUCACAACGGGGAGGAAUUAGCGUUGUCACCGAGAAACAGACCCGCACUAGUCGACUUUUAAUUUCCCGAGCCCUACCAAGCGACAGUGGGAACUACACCUGUGCCCCUUCGAGCAGCGAUGCAGCAAGCAUCACUGUCCACGUCCUAAAUGGCGAAAAACCUGCCGCAAUGCAACACGGGAACGAAAAUCUGGCUGUCGAAACACUAACUAAAUUCAAUAAACUGUUGUUCAUUUUAAUCACCCUAAUCUUUGCCGUUGUCAGAUGAACAUCCUGUUAGAUGAACCCGCCCGUUUCAAUGUAUUGCACCCUAAAAACGCGUCUAAUAUGACCAAUAGAUGUUGGGAAUGGUGAUUUUCACAAGAAUCCUUCACUAUUUAAAUUUUUUACCUGUUUCCAAUAGCGAUGUGGUGUUUCAUGUCACAUUACGUAAAUGUCAAUCAAAAUCAAAAAGUUCUUCUAAAAUAUCCUUUUUCUAUAUUUCUAUUCCUUCUACCGCAGCCUCUCAAUCAACUCGUCGUCGAUGUACAUGAUACGUAUAUAUA